CAGGAAGAGGAAGGCUGCGCGGAGCCCUUUCUUCUUCCUUUUGCGGUGCUAUCCGCGGAGGAGGCGUCUUGCUCUCUGGGCAGCUCCCACCCGGGCACCUGCCUACCUACCAACGGGGGCAGCAGCAAGGAGAUCAACCUCGCUUGACGCCCCUUUUCACGCGCGGCAGGAUGGAUCUGAACGGGCUCCUGUUGGACGAGGAGGGCGCUUUCUCCCUGAGCGGCUUCCAGGAGUUCACGGUGAGCUGCUGUCACCAGACUGAACCGCGCUCCUCUCCUCCCCGCACACGCCGGCCUUCGCCAGCUGACUGGGACCCCCUCCCCUUCCGCCAGGGAGGUGUCUGUCAUUUUCCUUUGGCGGGUGCGAAGGACUUCUGUAUUUUGCUCUUUGGGUGGCCACGCCCACCGGGUGCCAUUCUGUGGCCAUUCCUUCCCUCCGUUGCCUUGAGCUUCAAGGCACCAUAAUUGGGCUUUGCUGCACCUCUGUAAGCGCGGCUGUCAUCCCAGUUUACUCCCAGGUUCGGUGGGAACUUGGGAUUUAUUACUUCAGUGUCGAUAUGGCAUAUGCGUAGGCAAUCUUAAGGGGUCGGUCCGUCUUUUCCUGACUUUCAGCACAUUGUUUACCUCCAGAUGUUGUUGGGACUCCAACUCCCAUCAGCUUCAGCCAGUAUGCUAACAUUCAGAAAUUGUGGUAGUUGUAGUCCCAACAGCAGCUGGAGGGCCACAGAUUCCCCAUCCCUUGUUACUUAGUGGUGCAAUCUAUGUUUGCUAAUGACAGGAGUAUGGGAACUAUAGAAUCUGUCCAGACUGAUCACCUAGAAGGGUGUACGUUGGUAUGCCAAAGGGGCCAUACUGAUAUUGUAAAUGACAACAUGCUAAUUCUUUAUUUGCUCAACUUUAUCUAAUAUUUCUUCAAAGUAAGCUUGGGCCAGGCUUCCCUGGCAGUGUUAGAUGCAGACUUGCUUAACUUGGUUAAAAGCCUGAAGGAAAAUCCAUUCUGAUUGUUACUGUACUUCAAAACUUAUUAAGGUUUUUGCAGCACUCAAGUGCUGUAAAAGGGACUUCAGGACCUGUGGUUUCCUCCCUCUAUUUACUCUGGGGUUGCAGGUUUGGGGAUGCAUGAGAAAUCAAGGGGUAAUUAAGGAGUGUUUGGAAAUCCUGUAAACAGAACCAGGAGACAAAAGGAAGAAUGUCAUUAAGGAGGGCUAUAAAGAAAAGGCAUGAGACAACAGCACAAAAAAGAACUGGUGAAGAGUGUUAGAAAUAGUACUUUUGUGUGUGGCUGCAUAGGGUUUGGUGUUUUCAGGCCUGUUGAUUGGUUGUUGACAUAAAAUAUAAAGGAAAGCAAGUUGAUAGGUUUUAUCACCGAACUUGCAUUUGGCUGGGGAACACUGAGAAAAGGGGAGAAGGAAAGGAAAAGAGCAGGCACUCAUUCAGUCAUGCAACCAUAAUGGGAUUCUCUUUCCCCCCUACUGUGCUCUGCUUCCACAUAACCAGUGCUUUAUUCCUGGGGGGGGGGGGACUUUUUUCCAUUUAUUGUAUUUAUUUUUCCCAAUUUGAACUAUAAAAUUGUGGUUUUCUUGAGUCAAAAAGAGAGUACCCCUAAACUUUUCUUUAGAAAAAAAGCGCUGCACAUAACAAUUGGUAUUGGUUGAUGCAAAUCCUCCACAAUAACUUGUAAGAACAAAAAUUCCCAGAGCUGAGAGAAGCUAUUCAAGCACAGACCUGGGAGCAUAGAAGUCUGGAGGGAGCAGCCUGUUACAGGAAUAAAAGAGGAUGUGUGGUAGUCCAGAAAAACCUUUGCUGUCUUCUUCCUCCUUGUUGUUUUCUCCCAUGUACAUGAUCUAUGGCCUCAGAGUCAGGGGAUACUUCUCUCCAGACCAUCCAAGCUUGUCUUGUCCAUCCUUAGGUGUACUUCCAGCCUCCUUUUUAAUAAUAAUUUAAAAAAAUCCCUUUCCACAUUAAGCAGGCCUGUAAUUCUUCUGAACAUGUGGACCGUGCCACUUUAGUGUGGCCCUUUUAACAAAGGUACUGCUGGUGCUUCCCCAGUAAGUCCCAACCAUAUUGCUGAGUUUCUGACUCUAUAAAGUGAGUGUUCUUUUUGACUUAAAGAUGUAAAUGUCACUUGGUACUAUACAGUUUGGCCACAACUUUAAGGAAGGAUGUGAAAAGCAUUCAAAUAAUUUCAGAAGUUCUUUUAUUUAAAACAAAAUAUAAGGGAAGAUUGAGGGGGCUAGGCAAUUUUAACUGGGAAAACUGGGGUUUUCAGCUUCUUGCUAUUUAAGCAGGAUAGGGUGGUAUGAAGGUUGGACAUUUAACUUUGGUAAGGGUCUUUUUCUUCUGUUUUUGGAAUGAGUUUGGCUAGCCUAUAACUUGAAUAAAUAAACAAAUACUGUAUUGAAGGAUAACCGUUGAGCAUAGUUGUUGAGGGUAAAGCAAUCUGGGGGUAACAGUGCAGAUUUGUAGGAAUAUAAAGAGAGGGGGGCAUCUGGUGGAAUAAACAGGAUGGGGUUUUUGGAAUCUCCUUUCCUGGAGAUUUUAAACUGGUUCUUACAGUAUUCCUUUUUGCUUUAGCUCAGUGGUUAGCGUGUAUGGCUAGGUUGCCCUGCCUAAAAUGGAAGCUUGUUGGUAGAUAUUUAUAAUUACAGUGUUUUCUCCUACAGAUGCUAAUUAUACCCUUAUGCAUUGAAUUAUGAGACUGAGGUGUUGUGUGUCACUUGGGUUGGGGAGAAAGGUGAAGGUUCACAGCACCACACUCUCAUUUGCCAGUUUUCUCUCAGUUUCUUCCCAGGCACCAGCAGCUGAGUGAUCGGGUACGCAAGCGACUUUACUAUGGCUGGGAUAAAGAAAGUGCCCUUGAUAACCUCUCAAGCCCAGUUGCCGGUGAGUUUGGCUUUCAAAGGGGUCUUAAAGGGAGGGGAUAAGGGUGAAAAUCUCCCUUACUUUCUACUCCACACCACCACCUCCUUACCAUCCUCGGUACAAACGACAUUCAAUUGAAUUGGAUACAAGCUGGGGGAAAUACUUAAGAAUUUGACCGUAUAGUUUUCCUAUCUGCGCUUUUUGGCAUUUUGAUUGAUUGUGGUAGAAGUUUUUUGGAGCUGAGAUCUCUCUUCUCCCCUUGCUUCCCUCUUUUUCUCUUUCACAUAAUCUGGAACAGCACCGCUCACUUUCCCACCACCAAGUUUGGUUGCUAUAAUGUGUUCUUCUGCCAUAAUUCUGCUUGGCUCUAAUAUGGUUAAUUACUUCAUUUCCUGCUUUGUUCAUUUGUCUGCAUUGUUGUCCAAUUAAACACUCCAGAUCAUUGAAGUGGUGGAAUGUUGAGUCAUGUGCCAGAGAACUGCUGUGUGAGAGAGAACAAAUAUGUGUGAAUACUUCAUAGCUAGGAACAAGCCCUUUAUUUAAAGGUGCCCUGAAAGGCGGGGAGUGGUGGCCAGCAUGGACAAUGAUCAGGGAUACUGAAACUUGUAGUCCAGCAACAAUUGAAGAGCAACAGGUUGCCAUAGGCCUCUGGUUCCUAAACACCUCUAUAAUUGCUGUAGGCCUCUUGUACUUUUUAAAAUAUCCCGUCCUCCAUUUGAUGAGCGUUCACUUAUACUCUGUUCUUCUAGUAAGAUAUCCAGAGUGGUAUGAUUUCUUCCCAUUUUAUGGGAAGAAUGAUUUCUUCCCAUUUUAAUCUCUAGUAUGAGCUACCAGAGGUUUUCCCCCCGCCCUCAAGCUAUCUUGCAACUGUGACUUGCGAUUUUAUUAUUUGUUUGUGUAUGUAUGGGUAGGAUGGGAAUAAUGGAUACUAAUAUACAGCAGGAACUUCUGAGUGACUGACUCAGUAGAUUCCUUGUGGUUGCUAAGAGACAAGUAUUUCAGAGGCGGAAGUCUAAAGUUGGCCUUGAAUUGCUGGAAUGAAUGCAUAUAUGGUUGAUCUUGUCAAGUUGCAAGAAAAGACACAUGGGCCAUAAACAAUGCUAUCAGAGACAAAUAACAUCAAGGACAAAUAAGACAACUGUAUACUUAUACAGUUCCAGAUAGGUGUGUUCAGAUCUGGGAGAAACCAGGGCAAGGUGUCUAGUCUUUCUAUCCAGCUGUCAUAUUCUUGUUGACAUAACCUUGCUUUAAAAAAUGAUUUUCCAAAUGGAUGUUGCAUCUUUGGAGAUGAAAUUGAACCCCUCCCCGUAAGACUCCAAUUCCCCCCCCCCAUGUUUUCCAUUUGCAAGCACCUUUCUUUGCCAGGUUGGCUACAGAGGGAAGCAGGUAUUGUCUGCUGAAAAAGAGAUGGUGCUAAACUUUAGAGUGUGACAAUGACUUGGGGACAAGGGGUUCUGUGCACUGAGUUGAACCCUGCUGUUUUCUCCUUCCUAGAUAUUGCUGUUGAAUUGCUCCAGAAGGCUGCUCCCAGCCCGAUUCGCAGGCUCCAGAAAAAAUAUGUAUCACAUGUCUCCCGGUACGGCUCAGAAAUGAUUUUCUGUUUCUUUGUUGCCCAUACAGAGUUGUUUCCUGUUCUGUGGACUGGGGGGGGGAGUUUAAACAAUGUUUAAAUUUGUGCAAUUUCAUCCCUGCUGCUUUGAGGAUCAUUCUCAUACAAGGCAGCAUAUGCAUUAUUGAAAUAUAAAGUUAUAUAAACAUAAUAAUAACUUUGUACAAAAUCAGCUUUUCUAUUAAAAAAACAGUUGGGAGGGGUGGAGGGAAGCCUUAAGUUAGCAAACGCCCUCCCUUUAUGGGAACAGCAAUAGGUGGGAAGAAGUUUGAGGCUGUUGCCUAGAGUGGUUGCGGAGGAGUUUUUGAUGAAGUACUAAUUUCUUCACAAAAGAAAUUGAAUUCUAACUGAGGACAAUUAGAAAGCAGCCUGUGGCCUCUUCAGUGGGAGCUCAUAGAAAAAUGAGCUGGGGUGGAUAUAAGCCUAAGAGGUUUUUCCCUGGUUGCAGAGAGGAUCUGUGUCCUUGCAAAGCCCUUGCAAAGGCAAACAUGAAUUUUCUAUGCCUGCAGCACCUUGAUGGCACUUAGUUGAUCCAUUCUCAUUAAUACUUCCAAGCCUCCUUCGCUGUGUUUCAUCUUUUGUGAAUCUGUAUGGAGUUUGACUGCAGAUAAAGAUGUUGGGAAUGUGCAGUAUCUAACUUGCAGUACAUAUGACACAUGGGUGUUUAGGCAUGGUUUGUUUGUACAAUUAGAGUGGCCCCAAGAAUGGGCAGAGUCCUGAUUUCUUUAAGGUGGGAUUUUCAAGCUCCAAAGGUUUCUGGGGUAUAGGUGAUCUGCUUUACAGAUGAACUUAUGAUGGAGUGCUUGAGCGGUUGUCUCUUUUAACCUUUCAUCCUAGGGAGGCUUGCAUCUCCCCCUGCUCCCUGAUGUUGGCCCUGGUUUACAUUGAGAGGCUUCGGCAUCGCAAUCCUGAAUAUCUACAGCAGAUCUCCUCCUCUGACCUCUUCUUGAUCUCUAUGGUGGGUGCCUGGGUUGGUUUAGAGCAGGGAAAGCAAUGGUUAAGUAGUAAGAGAUUGUUUGGCCCAAAGAUCUCUGCCACAAGGAGCAUACACUUUUAAUGCUGGAAAAAGGGUUCCUAUCUUUCCUGGCAAUGCAGCUGCCAUAUCCAUUUUGAACCUCCAGCACUUCAGAACAUUUGCCUGUCUUCCGUUCCUUACAAUACAACUACAGGAGCCUGUGGAUCCCCAUCAUGAAGGCGCUGUGAUGUAGUUGCUAAGAAUGCUGCUCAUGAAAUACUAUUUGAAUUUUUUGCCAUGGCCCUGAACUUAUUGGGUGGCUUUUAAGCAAGCUGCUAAUCUCUGAGGCGCUGGUUCCCAUUUGAUAUUAUCAUGAUCUGAAUGGUUUAUAAGGAUCCAUGAGGAAUUUUAUACAAAGUGCUUUGAAUAAGCUGGUCCUGUGUAAAUGGAAACUGUUGUCUUCUCUUUGCCAUGGGCCAUAAACUUCAAUGUAACUUCCCUGAUCCUCCGUAACUUGACUUCUGUCUUUUUCUUUUUGAUUACAAGUCAGAGGUUUUCGUGCCAUAGGCCCCCUCCCACCAAACCAGAUAUUUGCCUUUUUUGAAUGGCUGGCUCCUUGUCUGUCUAACCUGUUAAAAACUGAGGGUGUUGAACUCUUCACACUGGCUGUACAGACUAUGGUCUGUACAGAUCCCUCUCUCCUUAUUACAGUGGUGCCUCGCAAGACGAAAUUAAUCUGUUCCACGAGUGUCUUCGUCUAGCGGUUUUUUCGUCUUGCGAAGCAACCCUAUUAGCGGCUUAACGGAUUAGCGCUAUUAGCGGUUUAGCGGCUAUUAAAGGCUUAUCGGCUUAGCGGAUUAGCUGCUAAAAGGCUAUUAAAGGUUUAGCGGCUUAGAUAAAGGGGGGGGGAAAGCAAAAAAAAAAUCUCAAGACUCGCAAGACAUUUUCGUCUUGCGAAGCAAGCCCAUAGGGAAAUUCGUCCUGCGAAGCAACUCAAAAACGGAAAACCCUUUCGUCUAGCGGGUUUUCCGUCUUGCGAGGCAUUCGUCUUGCGGGGCACCACUGUACCUGGGAAUCUUGGUAAGUUGAGGAUGGGGUUUUCCUCCAUCCUUAAAUGGGGCAACUGAUUCCAGUAGGAAAGCGGGGGUAUCUGUCCCACCUCCAUUGAAACUUCACCUUGUGCCACUCUCUUAGCAUCUCUCCUGUUGCUUUCAGAUGGUUGCCAGCAAAUACUUAUAUGAUGAAGGAGAAGAGGAGGAGGUCUUCAAUGAUGAAUGGGGUGCCGCAGGCAAAGUAGACGUACAGACCAUGAACACACUGGAGAUGAAUUUCCUCAGUGCCAUUGUAAGUCUGCUACAUCUACCAUGUCAGGAAGGGAGGGCUGCUGGGGAAUUUUCAGCUGAAGUUCAGCAGAAUGUAGACCAGUCACUGUGUUCAGAAGGGUGUGAGAGCAUGUUGGUUAUAAUUAAUAUACUGCUUUUCUUCACAGCCUACAGUAUCGUUCACAACAAUAAAUUCAUUAAACAAUUAAGUCAUAAAACUCUUUAAAAUGUCCAAAAAAUAUCUAAAUUUACUAGUACAAUCAAUAAGAGAGAGCAGUGAUGAAACAAUCAGUACAUUACUAUUUAAAAAUGCAGUUACACCAGAUCAAAACCAUCCACUAAAACAAUUUGUGUAGAAAAUUCUGGUUUUAACCUGGUGCCUGAAUAUUUCUGUCACUUGACUAGGGUGAGCAUUGAGUAUUGUCACUGUUGUAGAAAUGUUGCCAAACUGGGGCAGGGGGCCUGAGUGAAAAAAUAUUCAUAGGGGUGAACUUACCCCAACAACUUCUCUUGGGAAGCUUGGGAAGCUUCUUCUAUUAGAUAUGGAUAGCGUGGUGAUAAUGGCGUCUCUGACCCUUCCCACUCCUAAUCUUCUUGUAGAGGGAUCUGCCUUCCCAAUAGGGUAACUGCGUAUUCCAUGCAUCAUUCAAGUAAGAUUUGUUACCUUGAAAGUGAGUGCAUAGGAAGAGAAUUCUAGCUCCCUGGUUUAAGAAUUCCUGUUACUUUCUAUAGGAUUGGAGCCUCUAUACAGAUCCCAAGGAGCUUUUUGAAAUGCUCAGCUGGCUGGAGGGAUGGUAAGUACUUUUGCUUUUUCAGGAUGGCAUAGAAGGAGUCUUUUGGGUUCUCUGUUCUUUCUGGGUAUAUGCAGUUGCUGCUGUCCAUUAGGAAUAGGCUGAACAUGGCCUCAGAGUACCUUUCCACAUGCCUCUCAAAUACCUGGAUUGGCUUCAUUAAUGUUAACAAUGUUCCCCAGGGCAGGAAUGGUCCCAUAGUCCCUGAUCACUGGCAGGGGCUCAUGGUAGCUUGGAAUUGAGCAGCUUCUGGAAUGCAACGCAUUUAGCUACCCCUGCUGCAGUGCUAUCCAACAUAUCAUCCUGCUUGCUGUCUUCUUUAUGUGGCUUUGCAGCAUAGGGAAUAGCAGUAAUGGGCAUCUGUGUGAGUUCUUAAACGCUUCCUGUUCAUGGUGCAGAAUGCUGCCAGGAUACAAGGUCUUGAGACAUGAACUUUAUUUCCUUAUUUCCUUUCCUGCAGUGUGGCUGAGAGGCAGGGCAUCUGGCGUGGCUGGUUCACUUACACUGACCUGUGUGUCUUAAUGGAGCAAACACUGUGGCAGCAGGCACUGGGGCAUUUCUACCAGCAGGUGGCAAAGGUAAGGCAGGGCAAGCUAGGCCCAGCUUACUGAAUGGGAUGGGGGUUGGGGAACAGAGAGCAGCUAUCCUAUGUGGGUGCAGUGAUGCUGGAAAUGAAUAGACUCUCGAUGCCAAGGCAUGGGGUUUGUGCAUGUGUGUGUGAGAGAGAGGACAGACAGAGACUUACUAGAUAGGACCGGAUAUGCCUCUGUGCAGUGUUAUACUGUUGGCUGAUAAUUAAUAAAUAACAAAUUUACCCUUUCUAUUCUAGGCUGCUUUUCAAUAUACGCCCUUUAAGUAGCUCAGUCGAACAAAAAAUCUGCCGGAGACAUACAAAGCAGCUAAACCAACCAUAGCAUGGCUAAAAACAGCGGAUAUAAAAAUCCCAAAGAUAAGCAACAGAGCUAGCAGCAUUUAUUCAUCCAGCCUAACACAUCAGUGAAUCAAAGUUUUUAACGUAUUCAUUGAAUAGAAAAAGCAAACAGGUGUGCCAGUCCUCCCAGGGUUGAGAUUCCACAACCCAGGGUGCCACUAUUUUUUUAUUUUAAAAAGGCUCAGCCAAUUUGGUCUCACCCAAUGAUGGAAUCUGGAUGAAAACAUUCCUCUGCCAACUUGUACCCUCCUAUCCACACAUGUGCUAGGUAAACCAAACCUCUGCCUUUGAAAAGGAGAGUGUUCAGGGCAGUGUUCUUACCAGUGUAUAUCUGGUUGCUGCUGUGGGAAAGUGGGACACUGGGCUGGGUGGGCCUUUGAAUGGCUCUCACAGGAAUCUCCUUGAGUUCAUCUAUACGUGAUCUCAGGUGGAUUCUUCCAGGUGGGGCAGAAGGCAUGCUGCAUACUGACAUUUGUCAUCUCUUUUCACAGCUGGCUUGCAUUCUAGGUGUGAUGUACCUGACAGGUGUUGCUGCUGUCCUUGCUUCUACUGCAGUGGUUCAUCACACUAUACAUGUGAAAAGGGCCAGUCCUACUGAUUUUGCCAGCACCAGGGAUGCUCUAGCUGCAUACCUGCCUCUCCCCUCUUCAGCCCAGCAUCUGGAUCAUGGCUUAGUGCUACCUAACAGCUCUCCGUGCACAGGAGCAGAGAACAGAACCAUUCAAGGAGAGAAGCAGCAACAGCGGCAGCAGCAACAGCCAGGAAGCAAUGGUGUAAUGGCUACAGCACUCUACCUGUGGGGCAGCGUCCUUAAUGUGUUACCUUAUCCGCCACCAGCCCCCACCAGUCCCUUGCGUUGUCCACACUGCAGUCAAUCCACCACCUGCGUGGCAGCCAACCUCACAGUUUGCACCCACCCUGCUCCACAGUUGCCCCCCUUUGGACUUUCUGCCCACUGCACCAGCUGCUCAUGCUGGGGUUGGCCUCUUCCUGUGUCCUCUAACUGCAAAGACUGGCCUGAACCUCUGGCAUUGAAGCAGUGCCCCUCACAGGCUGCCUUGGAGCUUGGGAGGAUCAAGGCUUUCAUGUUCCCUAGCUAGGGCUGCAGGGGAGGGGAUGUAGUUUGGGCUUGGGGCUGGGGUGGGUGCACCUUGAUGGGAAAUGCUUUGGGUGUCUGGAAAGUGUAGGGCACAAGGCAGGAAAGAGUGGGAAAGGAGGUACCUAUCAGUCUGUGCCCCACUGGAUGUCAACUUCCCUUUCUGACUGCAGGACUUCUCUGCCCUCCAAAACGGUCACUUUGCCUAGGGGCCACAAUGAGUCUUCUGGAAUGAUGCAUCCCAUCUUAGCUGUGUAAGGCUGGGUAGGAUAAAGGACUGAAUCAGCGAGGCCUGGGCCUGUUGAAACCAGUCUUCUGCUACAGCUGAGCCAUUUACCUGCCUGAAAGGCCUGACUCUAUUUUUGUCUGGCUAUAUUGAGUAAAACUUGGGGUGAAUUCACACACCUUGGGAGAGCUAGUAUAGGGCACCAUGAAUGGCCCUCUAGCUUGGCUCUUAUUGUGUGGGAAUUUGCCAGGGGCACUUGGAAGUAAUCAUCUGUGGUGACUCCCUAUCAUGGUGAAAAAUACCAGCAAUUCUACACAUUCAGGCCACCAAGUGAUUGCCACACAAUUAACAUUACUUUGGCCUGUGCCUGCCUACCUUGCUUUCCUUUAUGAAGACAGUGUGCUUUCUAAGAGCCAUGCAGGACUAGCCUGGAGUUUUCUUAGCCAUAAGUCUGAGAAGAAAAGGGCACCGAUUUGCAGGGGGAGGCUCAUGAUCCAUCAGGUCAGGUCAGUGUUUUGGGAUCUCUGCUUGUGAGUGCUUGACUGCCCCCUGCAUUUCUUGGGCUGGGAGGGGGUGGAGGGAUGGCGACCACUUCUUACGCCCUAUUCCUACCAGCACAUUUUUGCUGUAGUUUUUUCACUAUUUCUUGUAGAUGGGAUCUCUUCUAAUAAAUAUAGCUGUUGAUGUGCAA
Podarcis lilfordi (Lilford's wall lizard) is the source of this 10482-nucleotide messenger RNA. NCBI's taxonomy places the organism in Eukaryota, Metazoa, Chordata, Lepidosauria, Squamata, Lacertidae. The record is from the annotation of a GenBank genome assembly.